This is a messenger RNA of Chara braunii, 3997 nucleotides long. NCBI's taxonomy places the organism in Eukaryota, Viridiplantae, Streptophyta, Charophyceae, Charales, Characeae. The record is from the annotation of a GenBank genome assembly.
AGAAAGUUUAUGGGAAACCUAGGGAAGAAGAACCCACAGAUAAGGUCACGACUGCUAAGAAAAAGUUUAGGUAUUAAAUUCCGAUCUUAACCAUGUCGGAGAUCGACGACACCCUUAGCAAAUUACAAGGAACCAUGGUGUCGGUGUCGUUUCAGACCAUGCUGCAGGCCAGCCCUAGGUUGCUCAAAGGGCUUAGGCAACUGUUGACUCGGUGGCGAGUAGAGAUAGACGAAAACCCCGAACCACCAGAAGAGGAAAGGGAGGAGGAAGCUCCGCAAGAAGUCGCUAACCUUCAAAGGAGUCACGGGGAUUUGGAAGAUCUCGAGAAGGCCUUCGUGGACAUCCGCCUGAGCUUGCCAGACCGAGGAGCUGGCGAGGUCAUGAGGGCAUCGCCCGGGACGAAGCUAAGCUUUCAUGCACUGCCCGUAGGAAAGCUAAAAAUCCAGCUCAGAACUUAUCAUACUGACGCAUUGGUAGACGGGGGAGUGGAAAUCACUCUCAUAAGGAGAGACUUCGCAAUGGUCACGGGCUGUACGAUGGACAAGGAAGUAACAGGGAGCAUCCGGGGAGCCGGUGGGGAAAUUUCGUUCGCUGGGUAUGUCACGAAAUGUGCAGUCAAGGCAGGUAUCAGGGAGUCGAUCUGGUCGUUUCAGCGAAAGACCGUAAGGGAGGAAAUGGACCGCGAUAUAAUUCUCGGGAGACCAUGGUGCGCCAACGUAGAGAUGAUAGGAAUGCACUUGCACGAUGGCACGUACAUGGUAGAUAUAGAGGAUCCCGCCUUGCAGAGUCUCCCUCUCGGUCAUCCCUCUUUUCAAUGGCCACCUCUUCGUUUUCCCGAUGACGUCGUUCCGCUGCCCCCGUCGACCUCUGCCACCUCGCAAGUGGCGCCAUCUCCAUGUGCACCACUUGCUCCCCUCCCCCCUCGUCCGCUUCGUCAAACGAUUCCCGCAUCCGUUGAUGGCAGACCAUCUGUGGCAACGCAGCCUGAUGCGCAAGGCACCGUGCCAGUUUCAGGUGUCGGGGAACCUGUGCCGUUCGACGAGCAAGGCACUCGUGCUUUCGUCGAGGGCGGUGGGUGGGGGAAGGACGCUGGCACAUCAUCAGGCCUCGCCCCGUUGUUCACUGGCAACAGGGACAAGGUCCCAAGAGUUCGACGCACAGACACACGUCCGGCCGUGGCAGGAGCACCCGCAACAGGACAUCAAUCCGCUGCAUAUCCAUGGUUGCCUCCCCCUCCUUCUCAAACACGACGGCCUACACCAGACUUGACUUCGACACCUGUUGGCGAGGCCGCUGCAACGGCCACUGAGGGUGCGGGAAACGUCCAGCUCGACGAGCCCGUCCAGAUCAUGCGAUUCAUUGUCGAGAGCGACAUGUCGUUCAACUGUGUGAAGCUUGAGAGCUUCAAAUGCAUGUUGACGUUGAUCAUCCCGCCUGGGGUUCCAGGAGUCCCCACCCCAAAACCCCCAACGUAUCACAUGAUCCGUACCACACUUUUGGAUGAGCUUGAUGUGGAAGUCCAAAAGUGUGUGAAACCUGUCCUCGCUACUGCAGCUACCUACGGUUGCACGAUAAUGACAGACGGUUGGACCAACAUUCGGGGCCAAACGUUGUGCAACUAUCUCGUCGGCACUACACAGGGCGCCACAUACGUCGCGAUAGAUGUUAUGCGAGGAAAGAAGGAUGUCACUGCUCUGGUGCAGGCUUGGCUGCGAAGGUUGAAGUCCCUUGACAUCAAGCUCGCYGACAUCACCGCUUUCGUCACAGACUCUGCCAGUUCGAACGUUUUUGCGAUGGAGGUGUUCCAGAAGGAUGAGAGUGUCAAGCACAUCUUCUGGAUUCCUUGUGUGGCACACGUCAUGGACCUCAUCCUUGAGGACAUCGGCAGCAUUGACUGGGUGGCGACCCGCAUUGCUCAGGCGCGUUUGGUCACAAAGUUUUUCAARYGUCAUAGCCACGCUCGCGAAGUUUUGCAAGCUUUCACGACGAAGGCUCUGCUGCUUCCCGCCGAGACUCGCUUCGGUACGCAUGUGGUCAUUGAAGAUCGAUGGAAGGACACUGUUUGGUCAACGAAGAAGAUUCGAGACGACGGCGCGGAGGUCACAGCAUGUGUCGGUUGUCCUCAAUGGUGGGAGGAUAUGAGAGCGCUGUGCAAGUUGUUGGAUCCCAUCAUGAACAUGCUGCAGAUGGUGGACAGCGACACGAGGCAGAUUGGCAAGAUUCUGCGUCGGUACGACGAGAUGAUCGCGCGUUGUUUGUCUGCAUGUGCCGCUUUGGAGAAGGACGAGCAGGACGUGCUGCUUGAAGUGUUUGACAGACGCCGCACCAUGUUCAARUCGCCUGCUCAUGUUGCUGCCAUGAUGUUGGACCCCGAGUUUCGAGACCGCACGAUGCCAGAUGACGAGGAGAUGCAGCACGGUUUGAAACUCGCUCUGAUUCAGUUUGGGUACCCGGAACAUUCGGAUCAGCACACCGAGGUCCUCACUGCCAUUGACAAGUUUCAUUCCAGGGAGCCGCCGUUCGACGCUGUGGCCAUGGACCGGGCGGCGAGGAGCUAUACCGAUCCAGCAUGUUUCUGGGAGUCGAAGGAGAAGASGUUCCCGCACACGGCCUUCUUCGCUGGCAGGAUACUGCGUGUGUGGGCGACUGCGUCGCCUUGCGGUCCUGUUGGAGUUUCAUCCACUCCAAAUCUCGUAACAGAUUGGAGGUGGCGCGGGCCGAGAAGCUCGUGCGAUGCCAUUGGAACCUUUGGCUCCUCGACAGGCAGGCUAUGUCGGACGAUGCUCCCAGAGCGAAAGGACGAGGACCAGGAAGGGAGGGAAUUUUUCUAUGCUCAGAUAUAUGAAGGGAUUUGUCGGGAGAUUGGGUUGUUGCUGGUAGGAAACAAACAACCCAUGGAAAUCAGCGUUAAAGCAAGGGAGGAGGCCGAGAGGUACGUCCUAAGGGGUGGUCAUCUGUUCAGGAGGGAGGAAGGUGCUAUGCCUAGAAAAGUUGUGUGCGGGAGAUCUAGGCAGUUUGGCGUUAUCCAGGCCAUGCACGACGGACUAGCAGGAGGACAUCGAUCGUCCAAAGGAGCAGCCCUGGACAUAGAGGCCAAACUUCAUAUCCAGGCCACCUCCUCUGAUAGGAGGAAAGGUGUCUUCCCUCGUGGUAGUAGAAAGGGAAAGACAGCUUUUGCACACGCAGGGUCUGCAUCAGCUUUCGAUUCAGACUCCCUUGCAAAGAUAACACCGCUCCAUUAUUGGCCAGGCAUGGCAGGUAUGGUCGCCACGUACUGCCAGACCUGCCUAAUCUGCCAGGAACGGAGCUCGGCACGCGUCUUCGAGCCACUUAGACCAACUCGGGUGCUAGGGUUGGGACAUCUGGUUCCCCUUGACCUUGCGAUCGUGCCUGUAUCAACCGAUGGGUACAGGUAUAUCCUGGAUGCGCGAGACAACUUGAGUGGGUUCGUGGAGGUGGUCGCUCUCAAGAAAAAGACAGGGAGAAGUGUAGCGGAUUGGAUAAAAGAUUUCUACUUGAGGCAUGCCUUCAUCAGGAGGUUUAUAGCGGACAAUGGGACAAAAUUUGUAAAUCAAGAAGUGUUGGGAAUGCUUAAGAGGCUCAGCAUACCAAUCAAACUCAUCGAGCCAUAUCACCCGGAGGCCAAUGCACCUGUGGAAAGAGGGCACCGGACCUUAAAGAACACGAUUGCGAAGCUCGCGGCGGACAACCUGGGAAGCUGGCCUAGGUAUCUUAAGCAGGCUGUCUUCUCAGAGAACAUGACACCUUAGAGGACAACGAGAUGUAUCCCAACGGAACUUUGGUACGGAAGAGAGAUGAAUUUUUCCGUGGAAGCCUUAAUACCAACCUGGAACAGGGUAGAUGACGAUCUGCAUAUAACCACAUAACAGUUGAUUGAGGCGAGAUGCCAACAAGUUCUUAGGAACGAGGAGUUCAUGGAAGACAUUGCCAACCGGGUACUAGACAACAGAAUGAGGAACAAAGCAAGGUGAGACCA